Messenger RNA from Drosophila grimshawi, 2645 nucleotides. RefSeq lists its product as uncharacterized. Gene Ontology annotation, molecular function: olfactory receptor activity; odorant binding. Lineage: Eukaryota; Metazoa; Arthropoda; Insecta; Diptera; Drosophilidae. The transcript has 7 exons. The record is from RefSeq and is a predicted model, not a curated record. Gene Ontology annotation, cellular component: plasma membrane. Bases 64 to 2592 code for a protein of 842 amino acids. Gene Ontology annotation, biological process: sensory perception of smell; detection of chemical stimulus involved in sensory perception of smell.
AGUACCUAUAUAAAGGAAUGCACCACCGACGAGCCAUUAGAUACAAUUGGUAUUCAGCCCAGGAUGCUCUUCAGAUUGAUCAAGCAAGCGCCGUUGACGGAGAAGGUGGCCUCCCAGGAUGGUUUUAUCUAUCUGUACCGGGCUAUGAAGUUUAUUGGUUGGAUACCACCAAAGGAAGGUCUGUUACGCUAUGUGUAUUUCAGUUGGACACUGAUGGCUUUUGGAUGGUACACCGUCUACUUACCACUGGGUUUUCUGGGCAGCUAUAUAACGCAAAUUAAGUUGUUUACGCCGGGCGAGUUUCUAACGUCGUUGCAGGUGUGCAUCAGUGCCUACGGCUGCUCGACGAAAGUAAUCAUCAUCUACUCGCAGCUUUGGCGCCUGAUUAAGGCCAGGGAAUUACUGGACAAGUUGGAUGUACGUUGCUCCAGUCUCGAGGAACGCGAGAAGAUUCAUCGCAUUGUCGCGCGGUGUAAUCACGUAGUUCUCAUAUUCGCCAUUAUCUACUCCAGCUAUUCGGUCUCCAUCUAUCUCAGCUCCGUACUCAGUGGUCAUCCCCCCUAUCAGCUAUAUAAUCCAUUCUUGGACUGGCAUGAUGGCACACUCAAUUUGUGGAUUGUCUCCACGUUUGAGUUUAUGGUACUGAUGGGCGCUGCGGUGCAGAAUCUGUUGCCGGACACCUAUACGUUGGUAUAUGGACUCAUUCUGCGCACUCAUCUAGAACUACUCAACGGACGUAUUAGUAAGCUGCGCACCAACCCAGAAAUGACCGAGGACGAGAACUACGAGGAACUGGUGAAUUGCGUCUUGGAUCACAAGCUGAUAUUGGAAUACUGCGCUCUUAUUCGACCUGUCAUAUCGGGCACAAUUUUCAUACAGUUUCUGCUCAUUGGCUGUGAACUUGGACUAACCUAUAUCAAUUUGUUCUUCUUCUCUGAUCUUUGGACGGGCUUCUCCUCCGUCGUAUAUAUUGUCGCUAUUCUGCUGGAGACGUUCCCCUUCUGCUACAUCUGCAACCUGAUUAUCGAUGACUGCGAGGCCCUUGCACAUGCCAUCUUUCAGAGCAAUUGGAUAGGUUCCAGUCCCCGAUAUCAGUCCACUCUAUUUUACUUUCUACACAACGUGCAGCAGCCCAUCGUUUUCAUCGCCGGCGGUAUCUUGCCGAUAUCCAUGAGCAGCAACAUAAGCGUAGCCAAGUUUGCGUUUUCGGUUAUUACCAUCGUUCAGCAAAUUAAUCUUGCGGAUAAAUUAAAAACAACGCUGAUCCGACGUCUCAUCAGAAUCAUUGCCGAACUGUCAGCAGACGAUCCGCAAAGCUACCCAGGUGCCAGUACCUAUAUAAAGGAAUGCACCACCGACGAGCCAUUAGAUACAAUUGGUAUUCAGCCCAGGAUGCUCUUCAGAUUGAUCAAGCAAGCGCCGUUGACGGAGAAGGUGGCCUCCCAGGAUGGUUUUAUCUAUCUGUACCGAGCUAUGAAGUUUAUUGGUUGGAUACCACCAAAGGCAGUUCUGUUACGCUAUGUGUAUUUCAGUUGGACACUGAUGGCUUUUGGAUGGCACACCGCCUACGUACCACUGGGUUUGCUGGGCAGCUAUAUAACGCAAAUUAAGUUGUUUUCGCCGGGCGAGUUUCUAACGUCGUUGCAGGUGUGCCUCAGUGCCAGCGGCUGCUCGACGAAAGUAAUCAUCAUCUACUCGCAGCUUUGGCGCCUGAUUAAGGCCAGGGAAUUACUGGACAAGCUGGAUGUGCAUUGCUCCAGUCUCGAGGAACGCGAGAAGAUUCAUCGCAUUGUCGCGCGGUGUAAUCACGUAGUUCUCAUAUUCACCAUUGUCUACUGCGGCUAUGUGCUCUGCACCUAUCUCAGUUUCGUACUCAGUGGUCGUCCCCCCUAUCAGCUAUAUAAUCCAUUCUUGGACUGGCAUGAUGGCACACGCAAUUUGUGGAUUGUCUCGACGUUUGAGUUGAUGGUAGUGAUGGGCACUGCGGUACAGAAUAUGUUGUCGGACAGCUAUACAUUGGUAUAUGGACUCAUCCUGCGAACUCAUCUAGAACUACUCAACGGACGUAUUAGUAAGCUGCGCACCAACCCAGAAAUGACCGAGGACGAGAACUACGAGGAACUGGUGAAUUGCGUCUUGGAUCACAAGCUGAUAUUGGAAUACUGCGCUCUUAUUCGACCUGUCAUAUCGGGCACAAUUUUCAUACAGUUUCUGCUCAUUGGCUGUGAACUUGGACUAACCUAUAUCAAUUUGUUCUUCUUCUCUGAUCUUUGGACGGGCUUCUCCUCCGUCGUAUAUAUUGUCGCUAUUCUGCUGGAGACGUUCCCCUUCUGCUACAUCUGCAACCUGAUUAUCGAUGACUGCGAGGCCCUUGCACAUGCCAUCUUUCAGAGCAAUUGGAUAGGUUCCAGUCCCCGAUAUCAGUCCACUCUAUUUUACUUUCUACACAAUGUGCAGCAGCCCAUCGUUUUCAUCGCCGGCGGUAUCUUUCCGAUAUCCAUGAGCAGCAACAUAAGCGUAGCCAAGUUUGCGUUUUCGGUUAUUACCAUCGUUCAGCAAAUGAAUAUUGCGGAUAAAUUCAAAGAUGAUUGAUUGAAUAUAAUGUUUAUCAAUGUAUAAAUUAUACAAAGCAAACCUUUUGUGAU